Molecule: messenger RNA, 2770 nt
Organism: Ctenopharyngodon idella (grass carp)
Lineage: Eukaryota; Metazoa; Chordata; Actinopteri; Cypriniformes; Xenocyprididae
Product: ovomucoid-like
Exons: 15
Coding region: 916-1836 (306 amino acids)
Molecular function (GO): protein binding; serine-type endopeptidase inhibitor activity
Source: RefSeq, a predicted model, not a curated record
UAUUUUCACAUUUUCAUGGCAAUGUUAUGAAGAAAUCCCUCAGUAAUGAUUGUACAGGUAUCAGUAUUCUCAUGUCCAACAGGACUACAAAAACGGUAAGCUUAAAUGAACCCAAAAUACAAACUGAGAUUGAUGAUCAAAUUUUAAUUGUUUAUACUUUCAGGCCCUAUUUUGUAUAUUUUAUUAUUAGUGCACCAUGCAAAUGGUAGCAGAUAUUUAUGCAUCAUAUUUAAAAAAAAAAAAAAAAAAACAUUAAAUGAACAGCCUUGGAUUAGACAAGACAGAUAAAUGUGUUUGAUAAUAUGUGUAACGUAUUUGUACUUUGUACAGAAGAUUUUAUUUGAAGAAGCGCUGAAGAAAACAGUUGAGCAGUUUUACGGGAACUGAAUGAUUUGGCAGAAUCAGAGAGAUUAAACUGAAUAUUUUACCCAUGAUGGACUUCAUACAACUCAAGUGAUUAUUCAUUUGUCAUCACACACAACAAUCAAAGCACUCUUCAAGUUAAUUAGGUGCUGAGACCUAUGUUUCAGUAGAUAAAGAUGUGAAAAAGGUCUGCAGUCUAAAAAUAGUUUCAUUAAGUUUAAACUGGAGAUAAAAACAGUGCAAACAUCAGUGUAACAAUUCACUUGUUCUCAAUGGUUAUAUACAAAAUGCUAUAAAUCUUCAGGUGAUCAUAAUCAAACAAUCAAUCAACAUCACACACACCUAACAGCUAAAUUAAAGAAAUCUAUCAAACUAAAAGUGCGUAGUAAACCUCCCUUUGUGUGUGUGUGUGUGUGUGUGUGUGAUGAAUCGGUGGGAUGGACGGUCCACUCCCACAUUAAGAGGUGGAUACAGUACUGAUAUAAAUAGGUGGAUCAUUUUAUCACUGAUCAUAUCGUCAGAUUUAGCGAGUUCACUCUCAAGUCUGGAACAAUGUUUGUACGUGGAGUCAUCGUCCUUCUCUGUGUCCUAGUGACCGUAUCUGAUGGAGCGAGAGAGCCUAACUGCAAGCCUAACCCGUCUAACGUAUGCCCAAGGAUCUAUAAACCUGUGUGUGGAUCUGAUGAAAAAACAUACAGCAAUGAAUGCGAACUGUGUGUUGCCAACAAGGCAUCAAAGACUAAAAUCUUAAUCGAGAAGCAAGGCGAAUGUGAUCAACCUGUACAGCCUGAGCCUGACCCUAUCAUGUGCCCAGCGGUCUAUAAACCCGUGUGUGGAUCUGAUGGAAAAACAUACGGCAAUGAAUGCGAACUGUAUGCUGCCAACCAGGCGUCAAAGACCAAAGUCUUUAUCGUGAAGCAAGGCGAAUGUGAUCAACCUGUACAGCCUAACUGCAAGCCUAACCCGUCUAACGUAUGCCCAAAGAUCUAUAAACCUGUAUGUGGAUCUGAUGGGAAAACAUACAGCAAUGAAUGCAUGCUGUGUGUUGCCAACAAGGCAUCAAAGACUAAAAUCUUAAUCCAGAAGCAAGGUGAAUGUGAUCAACCUGUACAGCCUGAGCCUGACCCUAUCAUGUGCCCAAUGUACUAUUUACCCGUGUGUGGAUCUGAUGGAAAAACAUACGGCAAUGCAUGCAUGCUGUAUGCUGCCAACCAGGCGUCAAAGACCAAAGUCUUUAUCGUGAAGCAAGGCGAAUGUGAUCCACCUGUACAGCCUAACUGCAAGCCUAACCCAUCUAACAUAUGCCCACUGAACUAUUCACCCGUGUGUGGAUCUGAUGGGAAAACAUACAGCAAUGAAUGCAUGCUGUGUGCUGCCAUCAAGGCAUCAAAGACUAAAAUCUUAAUCCAGAAGCAAGGCGAAUGUGAUCAAACUCUAGGAGUGACACAGGAAUGGCACCAUAAUUCAACUUGACAGACCUUUAGUCAGAAUUAUUGUACUCGUGUCUCAUUCAUUAUAACCUGAAUGUGUAACGGUUUAAUCCUUAAAUAAAUGCAGCAUAUUGAAGCUGUUCUGUUUGGUUCUGUUUUCUCCCUCGAAUCUUGGAAAGACGAGACAAAAUUGAAGAUUUACUUUGAAGGAGGCACACAAACCAUAACUAGAGAGUAGAAUAUCACAAAGUGUGUGUAAGCUUUUGACACCCUGUUAAAAUCAUUUUCAGGUAGACUCAGUCAUCAGUUGGAAACGGGCGCUGUGGGAGAAUGAUCGAGCAGAUACAAAGACAGUGUAGUACCAUAACAUUCUCUAGUUUAUUAAGGAAGAAGGGUCAUAUUUAAAGCAAACAAUUAAUCUCACACACACCUAACAGCCAAACUAAACAAGUCUGUCAAAUGCAAGGUGCGUAGUAAACCUCCCUGUGUGUGUGUGUGUGUGUGUGUGAUGAAUCGGUGGGAUGGACGGUCCACUCCCACAUUAAGAGGUGGAUACAGUAUUGAUAUAAAUAGGUGGAUCAUUUUAUCACUGAUCAUAUUGUCAGAUUUAGCGAGUUCACUCUCAAGUCUGGAACAAUGUUUGUACGUGGAGUCAUCGUCCUUCUCUGUGUCCUAGUGGCCGUAUCUGAUGGAUUGCCUGAGCCUGGAUAUUGCCCAAAGAUCUAUUCACCCGUGUGUGGAUCCAAUGGAAUAACAUACGACAAUGCAUGCCUGCUGCAUACUGCCAACUUUGGAUCAGACACUAAAAUCGUUGUCGUGAAGCAAGGCAGAUGCGAUGAAGAUCUGCAGGAGUGACACAGGAACGGCACCACAAUUCAGCUUGACAGACCUUUAGUCAGCAUUAUUGUACUCGUGUCUCAUUCAUUAUAACCUGAAUGUGUAACGGUUUAAUCCUUAAAUAAAUGCAGCAUAUUGAA